This is a messenger RNA of Scatophagus argus, 1729 nucleotides long. It is a transcript of the gene ccdc197, whose product is annotated as coiled-coil domain-containing protein 42 homolog. The coding region runs from base 278 to 1432 and encodes 384 amino acids. The transcript has 9 exons. The record is from RefSeq and is a predicted model, not a curated record. Lineage: Eukaryota; Metazoa; Chordata; Actinopteri; Scatophagidae.
GGAGUGAGUGCUCUUAAUUUUCGCCUCGUCUCGGACCUCUAACGAUCUAAUUUCUAUGCCUCUCAUUCAGCCAAUAAUAAAACAGAACCUGCAUGACAACGGAGAAACGAUCCCGGCGCAUUCCCUGUUGUCUCGCUAGCGUUUCCACGGCAACAGCUACACAAAUCCAGGAAAACAUCCGGAAAAGACCUUCGGUCGUCCUUCUGAUCGUCCGAACGUGGAAUAACUGCAGGACUUGUUCACUCAUCAGGAUUCUUGGACUAUACAUUAAAGAAACAUGACUUCUUUCCUUCCUUUCUUAGACAGCAGCGACCCUCGUCUGAAACUGGUGGUGCAAAACAGAAUUAAAAAUGUUUUUGUAACUCAGUCGGAAGACACCAGAAAUAAGAAGGAGGAAAAUGUCAACUACAUACCUGUUGUAACAGAGACUUCAAGCAGAGUGCUUGAGGCAGGAGUGAACACUCUGCAAAAGACCCUGGUUCUGAAGAAGCAGGCGGAGUUGGACGAGGUGGACAAGCAACUCGCACUUAAAAGAGAAGAGUUUAAGAGCCGUGUGCAAGCUCUGACACUGAGAAGGUCUGAACUGGAAAUAAAACAACAGCAGACUAAAGAGAGAGCCAUGAAAUUUGAGAGGUUUGUGGCUGAAAAUGAAGUGAAGCGACGGCGGGCGCUGAAGAAGUAUGAAGCUGCACGGGAGCAGAACAUUUUGAAACAGAAACAGAUAGAAGAUCUGACAGUGCAGCUGAAACAACUUAAAGUCAGGCAGCAAGUUUUAAAGGAGAGAAUGGCAAAAUACAAAAUCUAUGAGGACUACUUGAUGAAAAGUCUAGAUUAUCUCCCCAGCACAUUCCUUGAUAACGGGUCUGACUCUUCGAUUAUGCCCAUCAUUCGGCGCCAUGAGACCCUGUCCUUCACCUACCAGGAACAGCUGCAGCGUUUGAGGCAUCUGGAGGAGGAGGUGGAGCAGGGUCAGCGACAGCAGCAGACCAUGAAGCAGGAGCACAGCAUUAAAAAACUGACGGCCAUUAAGGAACUGUCUGAACUCCAGAGUGAGUUAGACACCCUGAAAGAGAAGAACAGGCAGGCAGAGGCUGAGCUGCUGAUGGAGCAAGGCCUGUCCAGAGAGAAGGUAGAAGAAGUGGGACUCUUGCUUAUGGCCAUCAACAACCUUGCAGAGCAGUGUCAUCUUGCAGCAUAUGGACCUCUGGAAAACAUGAACGUCCUGACAAUGAUGGACAUGGUUAAGGAGUACAUUCUGGACAAAGCAGACACGGAGAAGAGAGCGCGGAGACUGAUGGAGUCGGGGUCUGCAAUGACAAGCAGAACAGCCCUGACAGACAGAAGAGAGAGGGGAUCGAUGAAAAGCAUCGGCAGUAAAACACAAAUCAAAAGUUCAAGUAAAGUCAGUCGAAAGAGUGAGAUGAUGAGUUAAUGUAGAACUUUUACAUCUUAUGGUGUUGGGAGUGAAAGUUCAUUUUUGAACUUGUAAAGAUAAGUUUGGCUCUGGGAAUAUAAUAAAUGAAACUUUGGUCAACAUUUAUGAAUAGUUUGACUCUUAAUGCAAAAUUGUAUGCACCAAAUCUUGUGCUUAAAAACUGUAUAAAGAUUUUGCAAAUAAGGUAACCAACUGUAUUUGAGCACAAGAACUUUGCAAAUGCAUAUCUCAGGAAUGUAAUCAUUGUUGCAUUUUGAAAUAAAAUGGUCACAGUCAACAUCUGACAGUCAAAAC